AUGCUUGUGAACCAAGUUGCACAGCUUUUUCAUCCGUCUGCCUGCUGGUGUGAGGCUGUACACCCAGUCAGACAUAUAGAGCGGGUUCAAGACGCGGUCAAAUAUAAGUCCGCAGAGUUCCUGGACGGCACUGACGUAAGGACGCUGCUUGCUCCCGACUUCCUGACACAUGCUGUUGUAGCUGAACGCACACUUCAGUAUGAUAUCAAGAGAGAGAAGGCUCAUAGUUGGGAACACCGAAAAAGAUUCGCCACAGCGUGCCUUUUCUGUCCACUUGUUGACCAGCGUUUGCACGCAUUCGUUGUAGACCAAAACGUAAGGUUUCAAGAUGCUGAAGUGGAAACCCGGCGUAAGGAGUCGCCGGUUUCGAGCCCACUUAUCUCCCUCGGUAAGCAGGAGCCCAUCGCCGAGCCAGGGAGCAAAGAUCCCGUGAACCAUCUUCGAUUUCGGUGUCUUGAGUACCUGCCUCGCGGCCUCGGGAUGGUGGAUGUUGAUGAUCAGUUUGAACGGUCCAAGCCACGACCGAGUCACCUUGUGACGCUCGGCCGCGAUGUAGUCGCGAAACUUAAAGACGAGUUUCUCAUGUGGGAAGUAUUGGGGUAG
Molecule: messenger RNA, 603 nt
Organism: Geodia barretti
Lineage: Eukaryota; Metazoa; Porifera; Demospongiae; Tetractinellida; Geodiidae
Source: the annotation of a GenBank genome assembly